Linum tenue is the source of this 705-nucleotide messenger RNA. NCBI's taxonomy places the organism in Eukaryota, Viridiplantae, Streptophyta, Magnoliopsida, Malpighiales, Linaceae. The record is from the annotation of a GenBank genome assembly.
AUGGCCACGGCGCCUAGUCCAGCAUUACUAGUAGUGCUAUUAUCACUACUACUCCACAACUUCCCCUCAUCUCUCUCCGCCGUCUCCCCCACCGCCCAACCUCUCCCGGCCGACGACGUCCAGCACUCCCCGGCCGCCGUCCUGCCCAUCCCGAUCCUGGACACAGAAGGAAAACCCGUCAAAGCCGGGGGCAGCUACUACAUCAUCCCGGCCGCCGCCAACAACACCACCACGCGCGCCGGCGGUGUAGGAACCGCCAGCCAAUCAGCCGCCUCCACGUGCCCACUCUCCGUGAUCCAGGACCGCCACGCGGACUCCAACGGCUCCCGGCUCUCGUUCCUCCCCGCGGCGGCAAAGCUCGGCUACAUCCUCCGCACCUCCAGGGACCUCAACAUCGAGUUCGCGGCGACGGGGUGUGAGGAAGGCGGCGUGUGGAAGGUGGAGGAGUACGACGACGAUGGCGUGGAGCGGUGGUUCGUGGGGACCGGCGGGGUGGAAGGGAAGGUGGAGGACUGGUUUAGGAUCGUGAAGUAUGGAGUCGGCGGCGGGAGUAAUUACAAGUUGGUGCAUUGUCCGGGAGUGUGCAAGUCUUGCAAGGUGAGGUGUAAGGACGUUGGGGUUUUUGUCGACGAGAAUGGGGUCAGGAGGCUUGCUCUCACCGAAGACCGGCCUUUUGUGGUUAGCUUCAUGAGGGUUGAUAAUUAG